Molecule: messenger RNA, 723 nt
Organism: Uloborus diversus
Lineage: Eukaryota; Metazoa; Arthropoda; Arachnida; Araneae; Uloboridae
Exons: 4
Coding region: 104-607 (167 amino acids)
Source: RefSeq, a predicted model, not a curated record
UAUCGCGAAAAGCCACUCUAACGCUUAGAUAAAGAACGAUAAAAUUUCCGUUUGCGAAGAAAGGUUUACUCAUAGUUUACUUGUCAAUCGUCAAAAAUCCAAAAUGGGCGACCCAAAUAUCAAGAGACCUCCCCAUGAGCUUCUUUUGGCGCAACUCAUACUCAGUGGCGUCAUCAUUGGCCUGGUUGUUCAUGCUACGUACCAGAAGUCCUUCACAAUGAAAAUUCCGAAUUUCGACUUCACUAAUGGACAAAUCACAGUGAACGGGUACAAGGAAAUCACCUUGGACAUAAAUGCCUUCUCAAUGGCGCAUACCGUUCUACUUCUUUUGAGCGUCAGUGUAUCUUAUUUUGUCUCAAACGCAAUGCUUUACGGAGUAAAUAAACUUUCCAUAGAACCGAUUCUCAAUCACACAAUACUGAUUUUACUGCAAGAUGUAGUCUUUUGUGUACUAAUGCUUGUCGGUGGAAUAGCUACGAUAGCGUAUCACCGAGCAGAAGGUGGAAAACAAACGGAACUCCUUAUAGCAGCGGGGAUUUCUUUAUUCUGCAGCGUUUCUUCCGGUGUAGGAGUCUAUUACUCAUACAAAGUGUAUCAAGGUCAAUAAAUCAUCUAAAAGAACUUAUUAUUUAAUGUUCCUCUUUUCACUAUGUACAUAUGCAUAAUGAUACAUCCUAGUGAACAAUAAUUAUGUGGUCAAAUAAAAAGUAUUACGAAUAAAAA